Molecule: messenger RNA, 889 nt
Organism: Apis mellifera (honey bee)
Lineage: Eukaryota; Metazoa; Arthropoda; Insecta; Hymenoptera; Apidae
Product: tail-anchored protein insertion receptor WRB
Exons: 4
Coding region: 145-639 (164 amino acids)
Biological process (GO): tail-anchored membrane protein insertion into ER membrane
Source: RefSeq, a predicted model, not a curated record
GUUUAGGUUAACAUAAGUAGUCAUAUAAUGUUGUAACCUCCAAAGCCUUUUUUAUUAAAAAUCGAAAGGUAUUUUCUGAUGGUAUUUAAUAUUUUGAUUAAUAUCCAAUAAGAAAUAUGAGAUUUAUCUUAUUGAAAAUAUAAAAUGAAUUUACUUAUAAUAUCAACUAUAAGUUGUCUUUUAGAAUACAUUUUCCCAUCUUUAAUUAAAUAUAUUACAUCUCGUUUAUAUACAAUAAAUAAACAUGAUAUGGAAUUACGAAAUGAUUUGAUUAAUUUAAAACAAGAAAUGAUUGGGAUAUCCAUAGUAGAUGAAUUUUCGAAGUAUGCAAAACUUCAACGUAAAUGUAAUAAAUUAGAAAGUACAUUAAAAGAAAAAGCAAAUGAGAGACUGUCUUCCAGACUGAAGGUACAAAUAUCUGUAACAUAUGGUUUUCGCAUAUUAAAUGGUUUAUUAAUGUUGAUUUUAUUAUAUCUAUAUACAAAUAAACCUGUAAUAAUUUUACCAAAAGGCAUAUUAUGGCCUAUACAAAGUUUAUUAAGCUGGCCAUGUUAUCAUGAAGAUUCUAUUUCUUUGAUUAUGUGGUUAAUAAUUGCAAGAUUAGUUGUGGCUACUUGUAAAAAAAACGGUAUGACAUAAUAUUAACAAUUUAGAAAAUUAGAUUUUAUAAGUAACAUAAUACAAAUUUUCCAAUAAAUAAAUUAUUCUUUAUGUAUAAGCAUUCAUGACAAAAUUUAAUUUUCAAGCUGUCAACAUAUGAAUGAAAACAAGUUUAAAAAUGUACAUAAAAUUUAUACUUCUUCCUUAAUAUGCUAUGAAAAUAAUUGUAGUGUUUGCUAUAUAUAUUGUAUUUGCUAAAAUAUUUAAAUAAAUAUCAUAUUUUUAAGUA